Molecule: messenger RNA, 5013 nt
Organism: Castor canadensis (American beaver)
Lineage: Eukaryota; Metazoa; Chordata; Mammalia; Rodentia; Castoridae
Gene: Mroh2a
Product: maestro heat like repeat family member 2A
Cellular component (GO): cytoplasm
Source: RefSeq, a predicted model, not a curated record
AUGGCAGAAGUAGCUACAGACUUGAAUGGAGAUGUGUUGGAGGAAACAGAAGACCUCGAACCUCUUGAAUCAGAUGACAGUGGUACCUUCCAACAAGUUGCAAACCUUCUGAACAUCAUGGACAGCGAGUCAUCAAAGACAGACACAGCUGGGUCAGGUCUUGAUAUGCGGAAGACCCUGGCCUCAGUGAUAAUCACAGAGAAGGCCAUCACCAAACCCUCUGUGGUGAUGAAUGCUCUUAUCCACUGCCUGCAGGUGCCCAAGAUUUCCAUCCAGCGCAAGGUCGACAUUUACAACAUCCUCCAGAACAUCAUCCAGCAGGAAGGAGAGCUGGAGGGGCAGUGUGUGCAGAGGCUGGUGACCAUCGCCUCUGAGGAGAUGAGGGAGAUCCCAGAGAUGGAGAGCUAUAUGAAGGCAGAGGUGGCCAGUGACACUCUAGUGGCUCUCUCCCGAAAAUACUUCAGUUUGGUUAUGUAUGAGCUUCAGCACCACCUCAAACCCCUAAUACUCACCGAUGAAUUUGUCAUUGUCACCUUGGCCAAGCUGGCCAAUGGCAACGUGUUUGAGUUCAUGCCAUACAUGGGCAUCACGCUGGCUACCAUAUUCACCAUGCUGAGACUGGCCAAUGAAGCCAAGAUGCGACAGGUGAUCUGUAGUGCCAUGGCGACCUUCUGUGGGACAGUGCAGUUUUACCUGCGGCACCUGGAGGGCAGCGCGUACCCUGUGAUGACAGAGGAGCAGUUUGCUGUGAAGCUCUUCCCCAUGUAUCGCUACUUCAUUUCUGUGUGGCUGAAGCACCAGCAGCCUGAGGUGAAGCUGGGGGUUAUCAAGUCUCUGAGGUCCAUGCUGAACAUCCUCCUGCCUAGUGGUGACCUACGGGAGCAGGUCUAUGACUACAUCCCAGUGUUGCUGGCUGAGUACCAGGGUGGCCUGGAGGCCCUCUUCAUCACCCAGGUCUUGAGACAGAUUUUGGAAGUGUCAUUCACCACUAACACUCCCAUUCCCCAAAUGCAGCUACACCCCAUUUUCACAGAACUGCAUAUCCAGGUGUGCACCAAGGCUCCAGCCCACCAUCAGUUCAGCAGCCAGAACUUGACAGAGAUCAUACACUGCUUCAUAGCCCUCGCUCGCUCCUACCCCAAGGAGCUGAUGAAGUUCUUCUUCAGCCAAAUGGAGAUGAGCAAGGAGGCAAUCCGUGUGGGGACGCUAACUCUGAUCAAGGCAUUGGUGAGCAUGGAUGAGCCCAAAAUGAGUAUCAGGACCAUCUACCUGGCCAUUCGGGUGGUCAAGCACACCCUUUCUGACAGCCGGUCCAAGGUGAGGAUGGCCAUUCUGCGCAUCAUUGGCCAGUUGGCUCUGUCUGGCUACCAGGAAAAGAUCAAAGGCUGGGGUCUGAAAUAUGUGUCUGUGCAGCUGACCAUGUCUACCUACAAACUGACAAAUCACCGGGAGACUUUUCAUUGGAGGGAUUUGGAGGAGAAGAUGGUCCAUAAAGUCACUAUGGACACUGUGAAGAUCAUAACCUCUUCCCUCAGUGGCAUGACCAAUGAGUUCUGGAUGAGGCUUCUGGGUUACAUCAUGGAGACAGACUACACAGAGGCCUUGACCCCUAUCUGCAUCAGCCUCACAAACCUGGCAAAGCAACAGCUCCAGGGCUGGGACACAGAGGCCAGUGUGUCGCGUGAGACCAGCCAUGUGGACCUGCCUGCACCUCAGAAGCUGUUUGCCCGUCUUCUGGUGCUUAUGUCAGCACCCUACAAAGGAGAGGGCCGUGGGAUAGCCAUGCUCAACCUUCUGAGGACCCUGAAUGAGAGCAUUGCACCCUCCAUGGCUGACAUGUGGGAGCUGGAGAUACCACUGCUGGUUCAGUACCUGGAAGAACACACCGAGUUUACCUGGAAUCAGAAGGCCUGGGAGGACAAGCUAAUUCAGUUUCUGAGAAACUCUCUCAAGAAGACCCGGGGGACCAACUGGAGCCUGCGCCUGAGCAAAGAACUGAGCAACCAGAUCAAGAGCUUCCACAGCCCUUCUUUGGAAAAGGGCUUUCUGUACCGGGCUUUGGGCUUCACCUUGGCCAUGAGCCUGGAGGCUAACAGGGUAGAGGUACAACUGAUGGAGCUGCUGUACAAGACGGACUACAGCGAUGACUUUGACCGGGAGGGUGUGACUCUGUGCUUUGGCCUGUGUGCCCGGGGCCAGGUGAAGACAGUGCUGAAUGUGCUCCAUGACUUCGAGGAGAGGAUCCAGGAGUCAGAGCAGUCCUGGCAGAUCAGUGCCUGGCGGAAUGACCACCCCUGGAGGCGGGAGACCGUGAAGAGCGCCCUCAUGGUGAUGUAUAGCAGCGUGUCCUCUUACUGCCACCCCCAGAUGCUCCUCACCUAUGCGGACAGCCCCAUCACCACCAAGAUCAUUCACCACUACUCCAGCAGCUGCCAGGACAUCAGUCUCAAAGUGGCCUUCAUGAAGAGUGUGGUGCAGGUCACCAAUGCCAUUAGAAACAUCAAAGAUGUGGAGUUUCAGUUUUCCCACAAGUCCACUCUUACUGGCCUCAUAAUGGCAAUUAUCAAGGCAGAACCAGCUGACUACCUGGUUUCUCCCGUGAGGACAAUGGCGAUGGAUGCCCUCUCACACUUGAGCACACUGAAGCCUUUCUACUCCACAGAGGAAAACAAGGAAAUGAUGGAUAUUGGUAUACAUUCUAUAAUUCCUCUCUACCCCCCAGGAGAAGAAAAUGAGUCCAUAAAGACCCUGUAUGCAAAUGCUUUGAACUCUCUGGAGCAGCUGAUGGAGAGCCUCCUGCAGAGACAGCUGGACCCCAAGAGCCUGCAGGAGGUGGUGCAUCUCCUGGAGAAGUGGAUCUUGUCGGAGAAAGAAUGGGAACGGGAGAAGGCCAUGAACAUCUAUCUUCAUCUCAUGCAGAACUAUGUUCAAAGUAUUGGUGUCUGCAUCCCCCUGCAGCUGGGGCAGUUUGGUACACUGGUCGGACUCAUUGCCCCGCUCACCUGUGAUGCCCACAAGAGAACCCGCAUAGCCUCCAGCAAUGUCCUGUCCAUUCUGCUAGAUCUUCAUGUAAGUCAGACCUGCUCCUUAUGGGGUGCUUCCAAGGACAGGGAGCUGGAGAGAUGUAAGGAGGACCUCUGGGGCACAGACAUGGAGAAGAUUUUCUGUGCUUCCUCCAGAAUUGCCAAGGUACUCUGCAUGGAGUUUAAUUGUGAUGAGGUGGUCUCGCUCAUCCAGAAGCUCUGUGAGAACAUUGGGGCCACUGACCUGCAGCACGACAAGGCUGCUGUUACCUGGAUGAGCAUCUUCCUCCAGAUGCGGGUCAAGGAGCUGGAGGACAAGGUGGCCGAAAUCCUGGGUGCCAUCCUGGUCCACCUGCCAGUGGUGGACCACCUAGAGGUGCGGCACCUCCUCAUCGAGGGCAUCCUCUUGCUGGCACAUUAUCACCAGGAGACUGUCCUCACGUCACUCCUGAGGCAGCCCCUGCCCAUGGAGAGCCACCUGAGGGAGGUGUGGCUGGCCAUGGCAGAGAAUGCACCCUUUGCACGGACCAUGCUCUGUGACCUGCUGGGCCGGUUGCAGUCGCGAUUCACCUCCAGGAUCAGUGCCACCUCUAAAGCUGACAUCUGGCGCCUGGCUGCAGUGGACCCUCUAAUGAUCCUGUGUGCCAUCUACCUGCUCAUGGAGAAGAUGGACAAGGACAGCAAAUUCCCAGACCUGUUUCCUGACCUCAUUUACACCUUCCUGCUGCAGCUCAGUUGCAGCCACAGGCCCGAGACUGUCUCUCCUGUCCUGAAGACCUGGAGACUGGUCCACACUGGGACCUUGCCUGAGGAGAUGAACCUGCCGGGGGUCACAGUCAAAUCCAUGCAGCUUCUGUUCAAGAGAAUCAACAGUAAGAACCUGGUGCAGGCCCUUGAAGAGCAGUCUGUGUGGGCCCUGCUGGAGAACGGAGAGACCUUCCUGGAGGGUGUGAGCCUGCUGGCCAGGCUGUGCGUGUAGAACAUGAAGGGCUACAUGCAGAGGCUGUCGGAGCUGGUGCUCAGGGGAAUGGGCUUGGAAGUGCUGAGCUGUCGCAUCAGCAGCACGGCGAUCUGUGUGGAAUUCAUGAGCAGCCCAGUUCUGCACCAAGAGAAGCUGCUGAAGUCAGCAGUGCUGAUGCUGGAGAAGGGUGCAGAGCAGGAAGAGGAGGAGAUGCUGCGGGUGCUCUCCCUGCGUGCCCUCGGCAACAUGGCCCUCGGUGCCCCAAAGAAGGUGAAGCAGUAUCGGAAGCUCUUGUUAGAGAAGUGUCUCGGCUCCAUGAAGAGGUCCACAAGCAUCAGUGUGACUGCUGAGGGCAUGGAUGCACUGACCAAGAUCCUGGCUGAGCUCCGAGAAGGGGACGUGGGGUCUUCUUUAGAAGCCAUCUCUGAGCAGUGCAGGGUCUGCUUUGACAAUGAGAGUGAGCUGCUGCGGUUAAAGGCCUUCAUCCUCUUUGGGAAACUUGCAAAGAUGGUUGGAAUUUCCAAGAGGCAUUUAUUCAAAGGGGAAGUGAAGAAAGCCUGGAUUCCCCUCCUGCUGCACUGCCAGGACCCUUGCUCCAGCACAGCCCAAGCCUGUGUGGCUACCAUGUUUCAGUGUGUACACUUCUGGGGCUGGAAGUCCUUGGAGAACCUCUCAGGGCAGAACAACACCAGCACCAGUGACGAGAUGACCACCUUCCAGACUACCAUGUGCUCCAUCCUGACUCAGAAAAAGCCUGCUGUCUACAGUUUCCUGCUAGAAACAAUGACUUAUGUUAAAAAUAAUUUGUCACGGAUCAGAAUUGCUGCCUGCAACUUAGCAGGAAUCAUUAUGCAGCAGAUGUCUGCCCACUAUCUGAACAUGCUGGACCGCCCGACAUUGCGGAACUCUCUCCAGGAGCUGCAGCUGGACUCAGAUGCUGGGGUCAGGAGGGCUGCCUUGGAGACCCUCAAAGUCCUGGACAGCUGCAGUCAGCGCUGGUCCUUGGCUGCACCCACAGGAGUAUCCUAA